CAGCGUUGGUUGCCACAGGUGACUUCAGUUGUAAGUACCGCAGCAGCAGCCACGAAUCCAGGAAGGUCAUUUGUUUAUCUCUAAAAUAAAGUGAAAAUAGCUAAUAGCUCUUCUCGAGCUAAGAACUAAAAUGAGUCCGUUUUAGAUGCUUAAACGCUGGAGGUUUGAUUAAAAAUGCAGCUGAGCAUCAAAGGCCAGAACAACGUCAGAGCAACUUGUUGGCGAAAUUCAUCAUUUAAGCCUCUCUUCUCGAGUGUGUGUGACAUGUCACCUUCACGGUCCAUUCUGCUGGUGGGAGAGGGGAACUUCUCCUUCUCCUCCUCAGUGUGUAAGCUGGAUUCUGAAUCGGGGAGCAACAUAACGGCCACCUGCCUGCAGCAUCAUGAGGAGGCACUGCGGCACGAUGGAGCUGCCGCCAACAUCCAGACCAUCAAGGAUUCAGGAGGAAGUGUCCUGUUUGAGGUGGAUUGCACAAAGCUGGGGGAGUGUGCCUUCCUGAAGGGCCGUGUGUUUGACCUAGUGGUGUUCAACUUCCCCCACUGUGGGAGGAAGAGUGGGGUGAAAAAGAACCGAGAGCUUCUCAAAAACUUCUUCCUCAGUUGUGUUGAGGUUCUGGCCGAGGACGGGGAGGUUCACGUCUCCCUGUGCAACGGACAAGGUGGGACUCCGGCGGACCAGCCGAAACGCGAGUGGCACAACAGCUGGCAGGUGAGUGCCAUGGCAGCCGAAGCUCACCUCAUUCUCAGCGCUGUGCGACAGUUUGAAAGUGACAACCUCCCAAGCUACAAGUCCACUGGAUACAGGAGCCAAGAUAAAGGCUUUCACGUGGGAAAAGCUCUGCUGCAUGUGUUUUCACGCAGUGCCCCAUUCACUCCUGUCCAGAUAGUUCAGAUGGAGGAGGUUGUUGAAGGGGAGACGGUCCACUAUAACAUACCGGCUGAGCUCAGUGAUUAUGUGUCCAGAGGGUUCCUCUCCUCAGAUUCCAUCCAUCCUGUCAAGUUGGUGCAAGACUUUCUUCUCGAAGGCUUAGGGGAACAUUGGCCAGUGUCCAUGAAAAGAGACCCUUUCCCCCACCUCAUGUCAGCCAAGCAACUGCAGACAUGCUGCCACGAUCUUGACAAUUUGCAGUACUACUGGAUCCACUUGCUUCAGAAAGAACUCACCUCUCAGGCUCAAGAAGACGACGCAGUUUGCUCAAACAUAAAAGCCACUUCACCUCCUACCAAGACGGACAGAGUGAGGAGUAAAGGAACUGAGAGUUUACAGCCUGUGUGCUGCCAUGAUUUUAAUUUGGAAGUGGAAGGGGGUCUUUACCUGCUCCGUCCAUCGCUGCUUCCUCAGCUGGAAGAGCUCCUCAUGAACAAAGAUAUUAGUGGUAAUGCAGAGCCUCAAGAGGAAAUUGAUCAAAGUUCUGAGGUUGAGGGCAGUAAGGCGGGAGAAGUGUGGGCUCCAGAGGGGUCGACUGCAUUUAAAUGUCUCCUCUCUGCACGCUUUUGUGCUGCUUUGCUCAGCAACAUCUCAGACUGUGAUGAGACGUUUAACUACUGGGAGCCUAUGCACUUUCUCUUGUAUGGGACAGGAAUGCAAACAUGGGAAUAUUCCCCACUGUAUGCCAUCAGAUCCUACGCUUACUUAUGGCUGCAUGCGCUUCCUGCUUGUUUGCAUGCCCAUGUUCUACAGACUAACAAGGUGUUGGUGUUCUACUUUGUGCGAUGUGUGUUAGCAUUCUGCUGCUGUGUCUGUGAACUCUAUUUUUACAAGGCAGUUUGUAAGAAGUUUGGUUUGCAUGUGGGGAGGCUGAUGUUGGCAUUCCUCGUACUGAGCACGGGAAUGUUCUGCUCCUCGGCAGCUUUUCUGCCUUCCUCUUUCUGCAUGUACACGACCCUGAUUGCCAUGACGGGGUGGUUUCAGGACUCCAUACCACUGGCUGUUAUGGGCGUGGCCGCCGGUGGAAUAGUUGGCUGGCCAUUUUCUGCCUUGAUUGGGUUUCCGAUCGCCUUCGACCUGCUGGUGAUAAAGAGAGAGUGGAAGAGUUUCUUGAUCUGGUGCGCUCUUGCUUUGCUUCUGCUGCUGGUCCCUCUGGUGGCAGUGGACUCCUUCUUUUAUGGCAAACUGGUGAUUGCUCCACUCAAUAUCCUGCUUUACAAUGUCUUUACAGAACAUGGGCCUGAUCUUUAUGGUACGGAGCCGUGGCAUUUUUACUUUCUGAACGGAGUCCUGAACUUCAACCUGGUGUUUGUUUUGGCGUUGUUCUCCCUGCCGCUCACCGCUCUCAUGGAGACGCUGCUGCACAGGUUCAAUGUUCAGAACCUGGGCCGCCCAUACUGGCUCACUCUUUCUCCCAUGUAUCUGUGGAUGUUGGUUUUCUUCACUAGACCUCACAAGGAAGAGCGCUUUCUCUUUCCCAUCUACCCUCUCAUCUGCCUCAGUGGGGCAGUAGCGCUCUCGUCUUUACAGAAAUGCUACCACUUCCUGUUCCAGCGAUACCGACUGGAGCACUACACCGUCUCCUCCAACUGGCUGGCUUUAACCACUGUCGUUGCCUUCACAGUGCUGUCACUGUCUCGCUCUGUCGCUCUCUUCAGAGGGUACCAUGCUCCUCUGGACCUGUAUCCAGAAUUUCACCGCAUCGCCAAGGAUCCCACGCUGCACUCCGUCCCCGACGGCCGACCAGUCAGUGUGUGUGUUGGGAAAGAGUGGUACCGCUUCCCAAGCAGCUUCCUUCUGCCUCACAACUGGCAGCUCCACUUCAUUCAGUCGGCUUUUAAGGGGCAGCUUCCUCAGCCGUACGCCUCUGGGCCUCAGGCCACGCAGAUCAUUCCAGCCAAUAUGAACGACCAGAACCUGGAGGAGCCUUCCAGAUAUGUAGAUAUAAAACAGUGCCAUUACCUUGUGGACUUGGAGACGGAUGAGGAAACGCCACUUGAGCCUCGCUACUCAACCAGUAAAGAAGAGUGGUCUGUCAUCGCUUAUAAGCCUUUCCUUCAAGCGUCAAGAUCCUCUGCUCUCUUAAGAGCUUUCUUCAUCCCAUUCAUAUCAGACCGCCACACCACCUACAGGCGGUACAUGAUCUUGAAAGCACGCCGACAAAAGCAGCCUCGUAAGCGGGCCCACGGCUGACACGUGGACCUGAUCCUUCUCCCUAUCCCGUCCAAGAUUAUUGACAAAAAAAAAUUUAUAAAAAUUAGGAGUUGGUUACAUCCGAUCCACGCAGCCGGUGUUUGUGUGUCAGUGUGCAUGUGGUGUGGUUUGUGUAAGAAAAAAGUGUGUGAAUUAGAGGACCCUUUAAAGACGUCACGUCUGCUUUGGGCUGGAGCGAUUGUCAGAAGAUGUUCUGAAUGGAGAUGUGAUUGCCGAUCAUCAGCGGAGCUUUUGUUUUUUUUUUGUUGUUUUUUUUUUUACUUUUUGUACAUUCAUGUCUUAAAGGUGUAAGCAGAAACUGGAUUUUACACUAAAUCAACCUUAAGAGGCCGCGGCACAACAAAUCCAACUGUUUUCUGUUUAUGCUCUACUUGAAAACGUUGCCUGAAAUGAAGAAUUCCUCUGAACAUUUGAUCCGAGUUAUGUAUCGCCUGCUUGUCUGGAAAUGAUAAAUGAAUGAGGGUGCGUUGUUGACAAGAGUUCCUACUCAGCCUUCUCCUUCCAGUAUUUGGUUUUGCAGGUUCCAUCGCUGAAGAGUGACCACUGCAAAUAUUUCUUCCAUAAAUCCACGGUGAAGUUCGGUUUUUGUAUGUCAAAACCUUCUGCCAAAAUAUUGACCAAACAAAUCUGGAGAAGUAUGAAAUUUGGAAAUGACAAAUGUGUAGGAACACUGUGUUAAUUUAACUUGUGAAUAAUGUGAAUAAAUUCAUGAUUGACUGUG
Gambusia affinis (western mosquitofish) is the source of this 3862-nucleotide messenger RNA. RefSeq names its product alpha-1,2-mannosyltransferase ALG9-like. The record is from RefSeq and is a predicted model, not a curated record. Gene Ontology annotation, cellular component: endoplasmic reticulum membrane. Bases 175 to 3120 code for a protein of 981 amino acids. Lineage: Eukaryota; Metazoa; Chordata; Actinopteri; Cyprinodontiformes; Poeciliidae. Gene Ontology annotation, molecular function: alpha-1,2-mannosyltransferase activity; rRNA (uridine-N3-)-methyltransferase activity. Gene Ontology annotation, biological process: protein N-linked glycosylation; rRNA base methylation. The transcript is spliced from 20 exons.